Messenger RNA from Felis catus (domestic cat), 2911 nucleotides. RefSeq names its product heparan sulfate-glucosamine 3-sulfotransferase 5 (gene HS3ST5). Lineage: Eukaryota; Metazoa; Chordata; Mammalia; Carnivora; Felidae. The transcript is spliced from 4 exons. Gene Ontology annotation, molecular function: [heparan sulfate]-glucosamine 3-sulfotransferase activity. The record is from RefSeq and is a predicted model, not a curated record. The coding region runs from base 1056 to 2093 and encodes 345 amino acids.
UGGUCCUUCUAUGUAAUCCAGAAAUGAAGCUAGUUUUCAACACGUUUCCUCCUGACAUGUAUAAAGUUAAACACUUGUCUUGGAAAAUGAAGUCUCUAUUUUCACGGAAUGUGGCAUAAUAUUAAGAAAUAUAUUCAUGAGACUCAUAAAAAAUUCCUGAAGUUAAUAGAAAGGAAGCUUACUUAGAUGGGCAGCAUAUAAAAUGUUCGUAAAAUGUUAUCUUUAAUUUUAUUAUAGUGAAAGUUGCUUCUACAACUGGUCUUAGAAACCAGUGACAUCCUGGAAAUCAAAUCUGCAGAUGAUAGGAAAAUCCGAGGAAUACCACAUACCGUGGAAGCUAGCAUCAAGACUUAGAUCUGCACUGGCUACAACGCUGAGCCAAAUCUGGGGCAAUAAAACGAAAUGAGAAUAAAUGAAAAGUUGCAUCCUCCAGUCAGUCAAAAGAAAAAAAAAAAGUGCAUUGGGAAGAACCUGGAAGAACCACACAUUAAAGAUUCUAGAAUUCAUUCAAUUAUUAACAGUAUGAGUUAGUGAGAUGAUGUCACUGCCCCAAGGAUCUGAGAGGACCUUAGAUUCAGUUUGUAGGAAGAACAUUUCCAGAGCAGAGAGGAUGACGGUUUCUCCUGCUGUAGGUUGAGCAUCCCCACGGCCAUGCUGAGAUAUCGCAGGAUCCUGUGACAGGUGUAGUCUAACCGGACCAGAGACAAUAUGUGUUGGGAGUAGGGCACCUACAACUGUAAAAGGCUAAUAAGGAGCACCCUGCAGGGAUGAGAAUGUUUGACUGGGAGAAAAUAAGAUAUAGUGAAAUAUAGCAGAGGACUGAAAACCGUCUUCAAUAUUGGCAGGCCGCCAUGGGGAGCACGGAGGAGAAGCACACGACAGAACAAGGGGAAAAGAGUAGCUGACACAAGUGCCAUCAAGCAGGGAACAAGCCAAAAGGGCAGACAGUAGGUGAGAAGACACCAUGGAAUGUCCACCAACCAGAUAAGCAUCGCUGGAUCAUUGAGAAGUGUCUGAAUGUAGGCUGCAGAAGUCCUGAAGGUUGAUGGAGGGCCAUGCUAUUCAAACAGCAGGCGUGGCUGAGACAGAAGCUCCUGGUGCUGGGAAGCCUUGCCGUUGGGAGUCUCCUGUAUCUAGUCGCCAGAGUUGGGAGCUUGGAUAGGGUACAACCCAUUUGCCCCAUCGAAGGACGAUUCGGAGCCCGCAGCCAGGCCGAAUUCCCUCUCCGCGCCCUGCAGUUUAAGCGGGGCCUGCUGCACGAGUUCCGGAAGGGCAAUACUUCCAAGGAGCAAGUUCGCCUUCAUGACCUGGUCCAGCAGCUCCCCAAGGCCAUUAUCAUUGGGGUGAGGAAAGGAGGCACAAGGGCCCUGCUUGAGAUGCUGAACCUCCAUCCAGCGGUGGUCAAAGCCUCUCAAGAAAUCCACUUCUUUGACAAUGAUGAGAAUUAUGCCAAGGGAAUUGAGUGGUAUAGGAAAAAGAUGCCUUUUUCCUACCCGCAGCAAAUCACAAUUGAAAAGAGCCCAGCAUAUUUUAUCACGGAGGAGGUUCCGGAAAGGAUUUACAAAAUGAACUCAUCCAUCAAGUUGUUGAUCAUUGUCAGGGAGCCAACCACAAGAGCUAUUUCUGACUACACUCAGGUGCUAGAGGGGAAGGAGAGGAAGAAUAAAACUUACUACAAGUUUGAGAAGCUGGCAAUAGACCCAAAUACCUGCGAAGUGAACACGAAAUACAAGGCGGUAAGAACCAGCAUCUACACCAAACAUCUGGAAAGGUGGUUAAAAUACUUUCCGAUUGAGCAAUUUCACAUUGUGGACGGAGAUCGCCUCAUCACGGAACCUCUGCCAGAACUUCAGCUUGUGGAGAAGUUCCUAAAUCUUCCCCCGAGGAUAAGUCAAUACAAUUUAUAUUUCAAUGCUACCAGAGGGUUUUACUGCUUGCGAUUUAACAUUAUCUUUAAUAAGUGCCUGGCGGGCAGCAAGGGACGCAUUCAUCCAGAGGUGGACCCCUCUGUCAUUACCAAAUUGCGCAAAUUUUUUCACCCUUUCAAUCAAAAAUUUUACCAGAUCACUGGGAGGACAUUGAACUGGCCCUAAAAUAAUAAGUCAUAUAACACUAUGUGUUGUGGCUGGAGACUCACAAUGUCUCCCCUAGAUUAAAAAUAUGCACUUUUCUUAGACACAGCUAUCCGAGGCAUUUUUCCAUGUAUACUUGUACAUACGCAGUGUGUGACCAAAUAUAAGAUCAAUUCUUUUUCUAUUGAAAAUUGACAAAAAACAAACAAACAAACAAACAAAACAACAGUUUGCCGUCUGAGUAGUUGCAUCUUUUAAGCUAUUGACGAAAAGAAAAGAUGGUGGUAUUGGGGGAAAGUGACUUCAGCUAUCCUCAAAGAGUUAGUCUUCCUUUGAGUCAGAAUUUGCCGCCCGCCAUUUUCAUAGAUUUAAGCCAAAAGAUUAUGUGUGAAAACGCACCAAUGGCUGUGAAGCUUCAGGAGGUACUCAGUUAUGCAUUCUUUUCUAAGGGAAAGCUGGCCCUUUAAUUCAGAGACUGAAUUGGUGCCGUGAAAACAGAAAAUACUAUUUUCUUAUUAUUUCAAAGAAUGUCUUGUCUCCUAAACUUGACACUGUUCCAAAGUUCCUGUGGUGAUUUUGCACUAUUGUUUUCUCGUAGAGACCAUGGUGUCUGUCACACGUGGCAUGUCAAUCACACAUUUGAAAGUUAAGUCCUUUCACUUCCGUGUCCUACGUCCACAAAGAGAAAUGUCAUGUACAUACUGUAUAUGGUUGUAAAUACUGGUUUCACACUAAGUAAUUCUAUUUUGUAAACUGAAUAUGGCUAUUUAAUUUAUUGUGAAAAUUAAAUUUAUUGUGGUAUUUAAAAAUGGAAUGGAUUAAAAUUACUCUAUGUGCAA